AUGAUGGAGAUGAGCGGGUUCACCGAAGAACAGCUCUCGGUCCGAGAUGCCGUACAGAAAAUAUGCGCCCAAUUCCCCAAUGAGUAUUGGCAGCAACAUGAUCAGUCAGAGACCGACCCCAAGGAGUUGCAUGCUGCUUUGGCAGCGGAUGGAUGGCUUGGAAUUGCCCUACCCGAGCAGUUUGGUGGCGCUGGAUUAGGAAUUUCAGAAGCGACGAUGAUGUUGCAAACGAUAUCACAGUCCGGCGCUGGAAUGGCAGGAGCUCAAUCGAUACAUGCAAACGUCUAUGCCACACAGCCACUGGCAAGGUUUGGCAACAAGGAUCAACUUGAAUCGACGAUUCCCAACAUCAUAAACGGAAAAUGGAGAGUCUGCUUUGGCGUCACUGAGCCAAACACGGGGCUGGACACCCUUAGGCUGAAAACGACCGCCACGAGGCAGGGUGAUAAAUAUAUCAUCAGCGGCCAGAAGAUUUGGAUCACUUGCGCCCAGGUAGCUUCCAAAAUGAUACUCCUUGCGAGAACGACACCGUUGGAGGAGGUCAAGAAGCCAAGUGAAGGUCUAUCAAUGUUCUGCAUUGACAUUGAUCGCUCCAACCCGGCUCUCGAGCUCAAGAAAAUCAAGAAGAUGGGUGGUCGGGCCGUCGAUGCUAACGAGGUCUUUUUCGAUCAUUACGAAGUGCCGGCAAAUACCCUCAUAGGAGAAGAAGGUCAAGGUUUCAAGAUUAUUCUCCAUGGCAUGAAUGCCGAAAGAUGUCUACUGGCCGGAGAGGCACUUGGCCUCGGUUACGCUGCGGUGGAAAAGGCGUCACGAUAUGCCAGAGAAAGAGUGGUGUUCGGACGGCCUAUCGGAAAGAAUCAGGCCAUCGCACAUCCACUUGCUGAUGCAUACAUGAAUCUCGAAGCAGCGAAACUGGCGACAUACCAUGCUGCAAGACUCUACGAUCAGAGCAAGACCGACAAGUCCAUCACGCCUCACGCCGUUGGGGUGGCAUGCAACAGUGCCAAAUACAUGGCUGCGGAAGCAGCGUUCAAGGCUUGUGAGCGAGCUGUGAUGACUCAUGGAGGAAUGGGCUAUGCCAUGGAAUACGAUGUGGAGAGAUAUCUGAGGGAGUGUUUGGUCCCUAGAAUUGCGCCUGUUAGUCGUGAGAUGAUUCUGAACUUUGUUAGCGAGAAGGUGCUGGAGUUACCACGAAGCUAUUGA
This is a messenger RNA of Exophiala spinifera, 1203 nucleotides long. RefSeq lists its product as uncharacterized. The transcript is spliced from 2 exons. Lineage: Eukaryota; Fungi; Ascomycota; Eurotiomycetes; Chaetothyriales; Herpotrichiellaceae. The record is from RefSeq and is a predicted model, not a curated record. Bases 1 to 1203 code for a protein of 400 amino acids. Gene Ontology annotation, molecular function: acyl-CoA dehydrogenase activity; flavin adenine dinucleotide binding.